AUGACACUCACCUCCCUAAACGAGCUCGCAAAUCCGAGGAAGGCCAGCGUAUGUGUCACAGGCACGGGCGCCAGGACGGAAGACAACGCAUCCGAUCAACUUCUCGAGCUCUGCGGCCGAUGUAUGUUUGUCAUGGCUACGCUGGCACCGGCAACAAUACAUGGGGCCACGGCUAGGCAAUCCACGCCGGAAAAAAUAGAAACCGCGCCUUUGCAGGCUUGGAAAUGGGAGGAGUUAAGAAGAUGA
Sparassis crispa is the source of this 246-nucleotide messenger RNA. RefSeq lists its product as hypothetical. The record is from RefSeq and is a predicted model, not a curated record. Bases 1 to 246 code for a protein of 81 amino acids. Lineage: Eukaryota; Fungi; Basidiomycota; Agaricomycetes; Polyporales; Sparassidaceae. The transcript is spliced from 3 exons.